Messenger RNA from Aspergillus clavatus NRRL 1, 1311 nucleotides. Its product is annotated as putative cell cycle control protein (Cwf23). Bases 1 to 1311 code for a protein of 436 amino acids. Gene Ontology annotation, cellular component: spliceosomal complex. Lineage: Eukaryota; Fungi; Ascomycota; Eurotiomycetes; Eurotiales; Aspergillaceae. The record is from RefSeq and is a predicted model, not a curated record. The transcript has a single exon. Gene Ontology annotation, molecular function: nucleic acid binding. Gene Ontology annotation, biological process: spliceosomal complex disassembly.
AUGGCCUCGGACGAUGACUUGAAGGCACACGCUGCCUCUAACCAAGAUUUUUACGCGCUCCUUGAUAUUUCCCCUGCAGCCGCGGAAACCGAGAUCCGCCGUGCAUACAGACGAACCGCCCUCAAAUACCACCCAGACAAGAUCGUGAAUCCCACGCAGGCAGACAUCGACAAGUUCCACGUGUUACAGAUCGCCUACGAUGUACUUUCCGACCCGACCGUGCGCCAGCUCUACGACAAUGCGCGGGAAGCGAGGGAGAGGAAGAAGCGCGAGGUGGAGAUGAUGGAUGCGGCGAAGAGGAAGAUGAGAGAGGAUCUGGAGGCGCGCGAGCGUGCCGGCGCGGCUGAAAUGGGUGGCGCGCAACGGGGUGUCAAGAGAACUUGGAUGUCAACCGGUGUGGGCGACGAUGAUGCGGAGGAAAAGCUUCAGCGCGAGAUUGACCGGAUUGCAGAGGAUGGGCGGCGGCGGCGCAGGGAGGCUGAGGAACGAUUGAAGCGGGAAUCUGAGGAGGAGGAGCGACGGCUGCGAGAGGAGCAAGAGGAAGCGCAGAGGGCUGCGGACAGGAGUAGCCAGCGAGUCGAUCGCUCACAAGAAGGCGGCACGAAUAUCCCUGAGCUCGAGCGCGCAGUAAAGGUACGCUGGGUGCGGGAAGGUCGGGGUCUGGAUCUAGACCAGGAGCGCUUGAUUUCGUUGUUCAAACCAUUCGGGGCCGUCGAGAAUACUUUCAUGCUCAAGGAUAAGCGGCAGCGGCUCGGAGACAAACGCGAAAAGAAGACUGUGGCAACCGGUGUCGUGGUUUUCGCGUCCAUCGUCAAUGCCCAUGCCGCCGUGCUUGACAGCGAAAAGAAGAUCCGCCAGAGCACCGGGCAAUCAGACAACGACUGGGCACUUAUCGAUUCUGUCUUCUGGGCUUCAGGCAAUGCGCCAGAUCUAGGGAGCGCAACAGAGAACCGGCCUGCUUCCCCCGCCGUUACUCCAGUCGAAGUCCCCUUGACACAAAAAGCAACCUCUUCAACCACCACGUCUAAACCCUCUUUCAACUUCUCGAGUCUCAAGACAGCAGCUCCUGGCGGUACUGCUGCCAAGACGCCCGGGAAAGCACCUUCUUUCGCUUCGUUCGCCGCCACCGGCUCAUCAAAAUCAAUGCCAUCGACCGACAAGCCAAGCACCCUUAGUUUCCAAGAAGCGACAUUGAUGCGAUUGAAGAACGCGCAGCGCGAGAAGGAACGGAAGGCUUUGGAGGCACAGCUUGCGAAAGAGGACGAAGCCGCAGAUGCUGCUGAAGCUGCGGCUGCCGAGGCCAAGAGCUAA